AUGUCCAGCAGCUCAGGCUACCCUCCCAGCCAGGGAGGUUUCAGUGAGCAGGGCCGCUAUCCACCUCAUAAUGUGCAGUAUUCCUUCAACCGCCACCAGCAGGAGUUCCCUAUCACAGACUACCGGACGCACAUGCAGGAUCCACAGGGGCGUCGGAGACCAUCUCUACUAUCGGAGUUCCACCCUGCACCAGAGAGGCCCCCAGAGAGACGUCACGGUUACGAACAGCAGUUUCCCUCAGUCAAUGCUCAGGCUGAACAUGAGCAACUGGAGGCCAAACGACCUCGCAUGGACACCAUCAAUGAAGCCCACAUUACACGCACCCCCUCAACCUCCGGGGGCAUGAGUCUUCCGAUGCCCCACACAAUACAUGACAGCCUAAGAGCCACUGUGGAAGUCAAAAAGGAGUCUCAGUAUAGUGUUAAAGUGGACGCGUCAGCCAGCCUUCAUCUCGGUGACGACACAGACUCGUCUCCCUCCAAGCUUUCAAAGGAGGAGCUGAUCCAGAGUAUGGAUCGUGUGGACCGGGAAAUUGCUAAAGUGGAGCAACAGAUAUUCAAGCUCAAGAAAAAACAGCAACAACUGGAGGAGGAAGCAGCCAAGCCAGUGGUGCCGGAGAAGCCUGUGACUCCGCCCCCAGUGGAACACAAACACCGCAGCAUCGUUCAGAUCAUCUAUGAUGAGAACAGGAAAAAAGCAGAAGAAGCCCACAAAAUCCUGGAAGGUCUUGGUCCUAAAGUAGAGCUGCCCCUGUACAACCAACCGUCAGACACAAAAGUUUAUCAUGAUAACAUCAAAACCAACCAAGUGAUGAGGAAGAAGCUGAUUUUGUUUUUUAAGAGGCGAAAUCAUGCCCGCAAGCAACGGGAACAGAAGAUUUGCCAGCGCUAUGACCAGCUUAUGGAAGCCUGGGAGAAGAAGGUGGAGCGGAUGGAAAACAACCCCAAAAGGAAGGCUAAGGAAAGCAGAACACGCGACUAUUAUGAAAGACAGUUCCCCGAGAUCCGCAAGCAAAGAGAGCAACAGGAGAGAUUUCAAAGAGUUGGACAAAGAGGAACUGGCCUUUCUGCAACAAUUGCUAGAAGUGAACACGAAAUAUCAGAAAUCAUAGAUGGCCUGUCUGAGCAGGAAAAUAAUGAGAAACAAAUGAGACAGCUUUCUGUCAUUCCCCCCAUGAUGUAUGACUCUGAGCAGAGAAGAGUCAAGUUCAUUAACAUGAACGGCCUGAUGGACGACCCAAUGAAAGUAUACAAAUCUCGCCAUUUCAUGAAUGUUUGGACGGAGCACGAAAAAGAGAUCUUUAAAGAAAAGUUCGUUCAACACCCCAAGAAUUUUGGGCUAAUUGCCUCUUAUCUGGAGAGAAAGUGUGUGGCAGACUGUGUCCUUUACUACUACUUGACUAAGAAGAACAACAACUAUAAGACUCUUGUGAGACGGAACUAUGGAAGAAGACGACGUGGGAACCAGCAAAUUCCACGGCCAUCACAAGAGGACAAGUCAGACGACAAGAACGAAGAGGAAAAGCCUGAGAAGUCAGAUAAAAAAGAGGAAGAGGAGAAGAAUAACGAGGAAGACAAAGAUGAGAAGGAGGAUUCCAGGGACAUUGCUAAGGAUAAAGACAAGUGUGACGCCGGGGAGGACGAGGACGGGAAAGAGCAGAACACUCCUCGUGGCAGAAAGACCGCCAACAGCCAGGGUCGCCGCAAAGGCAGGAUUACCACACGCUCCAUGGCCAACGAGGCUGCUUCUGUGGCUGCCGAAGAAACCACACCCCCUGCCCCUGAGCCAGCUGUGUCGGACCCUCCACAGUCAUCCAAAAGUGAUUCUGCGCCGAAAGGCAUGAAGGAGCCUGUCAAAGCACAGAUUCUUGUAUCUUCUUCAGAAGCCAAUAAAGCUGGUUCCGGAGAAACCGGAGAAACUUCUCGCUGGACCGAGGAGGAGAUGGAGAUUGCCAAAAAAGGUCUUGUAGAGCAUGGACGUGAUUGGACCGCAAUCGCCAAAAUGGUGGGUACCAAAAGUGAAGCGCAAUGCAAAAACUUCUAUUUUAAUUACAAAAGGCGCCACAACCUGGACAACUUGCUCCAACAGCAUAACCAGGGAAGAGAUCGGGAUAGGGCUCAAGGUGAAGGCUUAGCCACGACAUCGCCUGAUGAUGAUGAAGACAAUCCAGAUGACAGUGAAGGUCCAGACAACAGUUCUGACACAGAGAGCGCCCCGUCCCCCUCUCAAGCUGACACAUCCAAGUCCACUGACUUAAAAAGAUUUGACAGCACAGCAGGAGAUGCUCAAUGCUCCGACCAGGACAAAGGUCAGGCUGCUAACAAGACCUCUGAGUCCACAUUUGGAGAGCUGCGAGUAAAGGAAGAAAAAAGCCCAGAGAGUGAGCGUGAGUCCCAGGAUGAGAAGACCCGCGCAGCUGCUUACAUCAACCCCAAAACAGAACCUCAAGAAGUGGACAUGAAGAGUGCGGGUGUUCAGGUCAAGGUCGAGCCUGAGGCAAAAGAUAAAGGGGAAAAGGGAGAUCACAGUGACCAGCAAAAGCAGCUUCACUCUGAUGAUGACUCCAGCGCCACCUGCAGUGCAGAUGAGGAUGUAGAAUCUGAGCCAGACAGACACAGGAUGUACUCAUUGGACAAGCCAUCGUUACUCAAUCCCCCUUCAUCUGUACUAGUAUCUUCCCCCAAGCAACAAAGUAUAAAGCAGAUGCACCAGCGAGCUGCUGCUAUCCCACAAAUGGUUCCCGGUCAGUUUGGUCCUGGGGGUGUGCCCAUCAGUGGCUAUGCCAUGUUACAGCAUCAAAUCAAGGCUGUACAUGAGUCCGCACAUCAAGAGGACAAGCAGAGGCAAGAUCACGGGGACUUGGAGCGCAGACCUUUCAAUAGCCGCAUCAUAGACAGAGAUGUGCUUCGCGCUUCUCCCAAUCAGCUGCAGAUGCCUGAUGGAGUCCGUUUACCGCUGAGCAGGCCCGGUCGACCACCAAACAUUCCCUCUCCUCCUCCACUCAUUCCAACCACCAAGCCCACAGACAAACCCUCUUUUAUUCAAGGUGGCUCCAUUUCACAGGGGACUCCUGGUACUUACCUACCGUCCCAUGUUGUCUAUGGUCCAGAAGGAACCAAGAGCUCUGUGGGCUCCAUAUCUCUGGGUCUUCCUCGACAACAGGAUCCAAACAAACCUGGAAAUACAAAGGCAGGUGAUGGUAUGCCUUUCAGAGGUUCAAUCACUCAGGGCACCCCAGCCUUGCCCCAAUCCAGCAUUGCAGCUGAUCUCCUAAAAGGUGGAAUGUCAAAGCAUGCCACAGAAGACCUAAACUGCCCAGAGAAGGCUCGUGUGAUUUAUGAAGGCAAAAGUGGUCACAUAAUCUCUUAUGAUGCCAUCAAGAAUUCUAGAGAAAACACUCGAAGCCCACGGACUGGCCAUGAGCUGAAGCGACCAUAUGACAUGAUGGAGGGGCCCUUGAUCAGGGGCCCCGGCAGAGAAGCGCCAUUUGAAGGAUUAAUUACCAGAGCUCUCCAUGGAGAAAAAGAUCGACCCUUGAUUUCCGGGUCCAUCAUGCAAGGAACACCUAGAACAUCUGCUGAGGCGUAUGAAGACACCAUGAAGUAUGGAAAACAGCUCAAAAGAGAGAGCCCACCCAUACGGCCUUUUGAAGGUGGAAUUGGAAAAGGCAAACCCUAUGAGGGAGUCAAUACAAUAAAAGAAAUGGGGCGGUCUAUUCAUGAAAUUCCUCGCCCAGAGUCGAGUACAGAUUGCUGCAAGACGCCUGAAAUGUCAGAAAGAAGAAGCAUGGAGCAUCAUCUAAACCAGCCUACCAUUAAGCACAACGUCAAGUCACUUAUUACUAGUCCAAGUAAGCUUCAGCAUGGCAUGCCUCCAAUAGAUCCAAUAGAACGGGCAAAGUAUGAAGAGAGUAAGGCUAUAAGGCACAGUGUGGUCAACUCUACAUCAGUCCUGCGCUCCACCAACCAAGAGGCCAACAAAUCACAGCUCAGCCCUGGCCUGUAUGAAGACGCCAAUGCUCGGAGAACUCCUGUGAACUACAGCACCAGUUCCAUGUCCAGAGGCUCGCCUAUGCUUGGCCGAGAUGGUAUGACCUCUUCAAAAACUGGGCAACACGAAAGAAAGCGUUCUAUGACACCAACACAGAGGGAAAGCAUCCCAGCCAAGUCUCCAGUGUCCAGUAGUGAUCCAGUUGCUUCUCAUAGUCCCUUUGACCCCCAUCACAGGCCUGUCCCAGGGGAAGUGUAUCGUGCACAUCUGCCCCCACAUCUGGACCCUUCCAUGGGUUUUCAUAGAGUUCUUGACCCUGCAGCCUUCAUGUUCCAGAGGCAGCCAUCCCCAUCAGGUUUCCACAACUACCAGCUCUACACCAUGGAAAACACCCGACAGACUAUUCUCAAUGACUACAUCACAUCGCAGCAGAUGCAAGUUAUCCCUCGGCCGGACUUGGCCCGUGGCAUGUCUCCACGGGAGCCGCCAGUUAUGCCUUAUCCAUCUGGAGCGAGAGGGAUUAUUGAUCUAGCCCAGAUGUCUCCAACUAUCCUGUUGCCUCACCCUGGGGGGGCAGGUACUCCCACUUUGGAACGCUUCGCCUUCCUCCCUGGACCUCAGCCCCCUUUCCCUCCUAGGGCUUUCCACCAAUCCUCCAUACCGCCAGGGCAUCCUGUACACCUGGCAGCAGCUGUCAACGCUGAGAGAGAGCGAGAACGAGAGCGUGAGAGGGAGCGUGACCGUGAGCAGCAGGAGAAAGAGCGGGAACGAGAACAGAGAGAGAGGGAACGAGAGCGCGUUGUCGAAUACAUGCGUACAGGUGGAGAACAGCCAGGCCGACCAGGGAGUCGUGGAUAUUUGCACUCACCUUCCCCUUCACAUAGAACACAAGAUGUCGUGGUUCAACAGAGACCUAGCAUUUUCCCAGGCAAGAGUGUCAUCACGUCCCUGAUGCCGCAUUCUACUGCAGUGACAGCGUCGGCUCAGAGCAGCUCUCGUUACAGCACCGCAGCUGAUGCUUUAGCAGCGCUUGUAGAUGCUGCUGCUUCCGCUCCACAGAUGGAGGUGUCUAAAGUCAAGGAAAGCAAACAUGACCAGGAGAGUGACAUGUCCACUCGACGGGGAGCAAAUCUCUCUGAGCAGCAAACUCAACAGGAAGUAGAGAGGCGGCCUAUUCAUUCGCCUUACCCUAUGUCUCUCCCUGGGGGGAAGCCUCACUCUGCCUACCCCGAUGCUCCGGGUAUCCCAGGAAAAGAGAAGUGCUCCCAGAACUCCAAGUCUCGCAUUGAAGAAGAACUCCGAACACGAGGGAAGACUACAAUCACAGCCGCCAACUUCAUUGAUGUCAUCAUCACUCGCCAGAUCGCCUCAGACAACAAAGACAACAGAGAGCGAGGGUCCCAAAGCUCAGACUCGUCUACUGCUAUGUCGUCUAAUCGCUAUGACAAUCCAAGUGGAGGUGCAAUUGAGGUCAUAAGUCCUGCCAGUUCUCCAGUCCACACCCAGCCAGACAAAUCAGAAGAUGGCCAACAACAGGCUGCAGCUGGUAUGCGUGGCUAUGACAUGAGCCGUUACCGGCAGCAAGGGGAACCGACUGCUCAGCUGCCUCCAUCCUCUCAAGCUGACAGCUACACAGUCUCCCAGAUACCUAAAACUCAGACGCGCAUGAUGACAUUAGCUGAUCAUAUCUCACAUAUAAUAACCCAAGACUUUGCACGGAAUCAAGACUUGCCCCCUUCCUCCUCCGCAUCAUCUGCUACAUUCCAGAGCGGAGUCUCUGCCAUGUCUUCUGGUCGGACUAAGAUGCCCAGUCGCUACAGUCCAGAGAAUCAGCCUUUUCACCAGAGACCUUCCAGCCAUAUUUCUUCUGAGAACGCCCCAGAAAAACCUAGAUCCAGACUUGGCAAGUCCCCAGAUCGAGGGGGUAGGCAAAUGGACAACUAUGAACCCAUUUCCCCACCGCAGAGCUACCAAGGCAUGGAUAAACAAGAGAGUGGUGUGCCCCUGGCUCAAAGGAGAGAAGCUGACAACCCUGACAUUCGGAACGAUUCAAGGUCACCAGGGAGUGUUGGCUAUUUACCUUCUUUUUUCACCAAGCUGGAAAACACUUCUCCUAUGGUGAAUGCCAAAAAGCAGGAGAUCUUUCGUAAGUUGAACUCCACUUCUGGUGUCGGUGAUUCUGAUGUUGGAAACUCACAACCAGGAACUGAAAUAUUUAAUUUGCCAGCUGUUACCACUUCUAGUAGUAUUAACCCGAGGAAUCAGUCGUUCAAUGAUCCAGCCAGUAACCUUGGUUUGGAGGACAUUAUCCGUAAGGCUUUAAUGGGUAACCUGGAGGAGCGGCAGGAGGAGCAUCAAGGAGGAGUGGUGUCUCAGUCUGGGAUUGGUGUGCAGGGGUCAAACGACAACCGCCAAGAGGCCGCCCCAUCACCAGGCAUAGCUAAGCAAAAGCUUCAAGGCAAAGCUGGCAGUAGAAAAUCCAAGUCGCCAAGCUUAGGUAUGGCCUAUGGGGGCGGGGAACGUCCCUCAUCUGUGUCCUCCGUCCACUCUGAAGGGGACUACCACAGACAGGCCCAAGCCCAACCACAGUGGAACUGGGAGGAACGACCCUCCUCUACAGGCUCUAUGCAGUUUCCCUACAAUCCCCUGACUAUGCGCAUCUUGAGCAACACACCUCCGAGCUCCAUAGCAACUCCUUCUAUUCAGAAACAACUUUUCAAAGACAUUCAGAAAAUAUUCCGGGAAACUUCUCAACUUCCUGAUGACAUCCUCAUUGCGCUGAAGUUUGUGUUUGGCCCAUGUGCACUCCAGGCCUUGGAUUUGGUGGAUCAGCGCUCUGUGACUUGUCUCUCCUCCUCAAGUGGUCGUAGAACGUUUCAGGUGACUGGAGCCUCUGGUCGGAUGUACAUUUGCUUCGUGACUUGUCACUUCUGCCCUUGUCCAGCCUUUGCGUACACUGUUCUCCGCAGAAAUGAAGGACUGCUGUGCAAACACCUCCUGGCUGUGUACUUGUCUCAGGCCAUGAACGUGACGCAGCAGGAGGCCGUGUCUGACCAGGAGAUGACCGCUCUACUCAGCGGCACGGCCUGA
Messenger RNA from Knipowitschia caucasica, 7080 nucleotides. The record is from the annotation of a GenBank genome assembly. NCBI's taxonomy places the organism in Eukaryota, Metazoa, Chordata, Actinopteri, Gobiiformes, Gobiidae.